GUCAAAUUUCUUCAUGACUUUUAGAGGUCAAAGGACGUCCUAUUCGACUUUUAUCAUUUCCCAUUUUAUAAUUUAAAAGUGGCAGUGUUCUUCUGUAGGAUAUUUUGAUAAUUAUUUCGGCUUACUCUAAUCCUUAACCUACAGACAUGCCUGAACCAAUCCGUGUUGUUGUAACCGGCGCUGCUGGUCAAAUAUCCUACUCACUCCUCUACAUGAUCGCCAAAGGGGACGUGUUUGGCUAUGAGCAACCCCUAAUUUUACACCUUCUUGACAUCCCUCCAAUGAUGGAUGUCCUCCAGGGUGUUGUGAUGGAACUUGCCGAUUGUGCCAUUCCUCUUCUGAGAGAAGUAAUACCCACAGCUGAUCCCGCUGUAGCUUUCAAGGACGUCUCUGCUGCUUUCCUCGUUGGCGCCAUGCCCAGAAAACAAGGUAUGGAACGCAAAGACUUGUUGUCUGCUAACGUAAAAAUCUUCAAAGUACAAGGCGAGGCUUUGGAUAAAUAUGCCAAAAAAGAUGUUAAAGUAUUAGUCGUCGGUAACCCAGCUAACACCAAUGCCCUUAUUUGCUCAAAAUACGCUCCAUCCAUUCCCAAAGAGAACUUUACGGCUAUGACCAGAUUAGAUCAAAACAGAGCUCAGGCUCAGGUGUCUGCCAAAAUUGGAGUCCCAGUCGAACAAGUCAGUAACGUUAUUAUUUGGGGCAACCACUCCUCGACUCAGUUUCCUGAUGCAUCUCAUGCUGUUGUUAACCUCAGUGGUAAACAGCUGACCGUUGCGGAAGUAAUUAAAGAUGAUAGCUGGUUGAGAGACACUUUUGUUCAGAUUGUACAAAAGAGAGGUGCCGCUGUUAUAGCAGCCAGGAAAAUGUCAUCCGCUCUGUCAGCAGCCAAAGCUGCCACCGAUCACAUGCGAGACUGGUUCCAAGGUACAGUUUACGGAAAAUACGUCUCGAUGGGAGUCGUCAGCGACGGCAGCUACGGCGUACCUAAGGACCUAGUUUUUUCGUUUCCAGUUACCAUCAAAAAUGGUCAAUGGUCGAUCGUUCAAGGUUUGACCAUAGACGAUUUCGCCAAACAGAAACUGGCCAUCACCGGCAAGGAAUUGGAAGAGGAGAAAGAAGAAGCCGUUGCUAUUAUCCAGGCAUGACUAGUUAACAAGCUUUGAAAGGUUAAAUAAUAAAAAAAAAUGUUAAAAAAGUAUAUCUGAAGUACAUGUUUUUGUCAGCUGGAAAUCUGGAUGUAUGUGUUAUAAAAUAUUCUUAGUUUCAUUAGAAUUUUUGACUAUUUUAAAUAUUACCAUAAUCGUUUAUAUUGCUUUUCAAAUUUUAAAAAUUAUAUUGAUAACAAAUUUUAUAAGACAUACGUUUAUCAGAUAAAUUUGUUGUAUAAAAUGGUUAAGUUUGAAAAAAAAAUGUUUAUUUGUUGAUUUUUAGGAGUUUGAUAGGUUUUUAAAAUUCCUAAGUCGUCUUGAUACAAAAAUGUGGUUUGUGAGCCGGGGAGUGCGUAAGUACCUGAAAAAAAUUAAGUUAGAAACAUUAUUUAAGUCACUUUUUUAUUAUUUAAUAUAGAAAUGGAUAGAAAUUAUGGAGCAUGAAAAAUAUAGCCGAAACUACGUGCAACAAGCUUUACGACUCAUUUUUUUUUUAAUUUUGUAACUAAAAACUUUUUAAAAUAUACAGUGAACAAUAAAAAUAUUGUUUUAAUAAAAAAAUAUAUUUUAAUACUAAAAUAUACAAAUCUGUUGUUAACAUCUGACUGAGAAAGUUUUUUGAUUUAUCAAACUCGGAAAAUGAAUUUAUCAUUGUUAUUAUAAACUAUAGGUACUCGGAUAUUGUAAAAAAAAAAAAAUUGUUGAAGACGAAAAGUAGAAAAAAAUAUGAAAUUUAUUAUUUUUCACAUUGCAUUUUUAUAUUUUUUAUUUAACAUUUCACAGCUUUGUUAUAUUGAAUGUUUGUUUAAAUCCCAUGAAUUAUUGGUUUUUGUAUAUAAAAAAAUUAUUAAUGGGGUAUAAUUGAUAUUAUAAAUGAUAAUAGUGGAAUGGGUAAUAUUUUUUUAUAUUGUUACUAAGAAAUUUUGAACUUACCAAAAAAAUAUUAAAUAUUUUUUAAGCAUUUAAUUUUUGUGUAUUUCUAUUUUUCUCUUUAUAUAUUUUAAAUUUUAUAGUAGGCAAUUUGUGUUAAACUUGAAUGCAAAUAAAAUUAUUUUUGUUAAUUA
Psylliodes chrysocephalus is the source of this 2212-nucleotide messenger RNA. NCBI's taxonomy places the organism in Eukaryota, Metazoa, Arthropoda, Insecta, Coleoptera, Chrysomelidae. The record is from the annotation of a GenBank genome assembly.